Suhomyces tanzawaensis NRRL Y-17324 is the source of this 1542-nucleotide messenger RNA. RefSeq lists its product as uncharacterized. Bases 1 to 1542 code for a protein of 513 amino acids. Lineage: Eukaryota; Fungi; Ascomycota; Pichiomycetes; Serinales; Debaryomycetaceae. The record is from RefSeq and is a predicted model, not a curated record. The transcript is spliced from 2 exons.
AUGGCUGACGUGGAGCCCUACGAGGACCCCAUAAUAAGGCUCAUCCAGGACCCCAAUCUCAAUCGAGACAAGGCCAAGACAUCCGAGUUGAUCAAAAUCAUCAGUGGGUUCCCGUUGGCAGAGCGCAAGGUCAGCAAGCUCUGCCUGUCCACUUUUGCCAUCCUCCAAACCCUCGAAAAGUUGAGCCUUACCUUCAAGAGCUGGGAGUUUCUCUCGUUGGAUUUCAAUAGCGAGUAUCACUUCAGCAACCAAGACGACAAGCUCAAGCGCUUCAACAACAACGUCGCCGAUAAGGUCAUUACCACCUGCAACGAAAUGAACAAGAAGCUUAACCGCAUAUCCAUAGACAUCGACUCCAUCACCAAGGCAUCCAGGACAUUGAGUCCUGUAGAAUACAUAUCUGACAGUGGGACCCUACUAACAUCGUUGGUGUUGAGGAGUAUCAAGCUAAAGAACGAAGUUGUCGACAACUUGACGGUGGCCUAUCUGAAGGCCAAGCUCAUCUUGAUCGGUAAGGACUUGGAGGCCAUGCUCAUGGACGCAGAAGACGAUACCACCAUUUUGACAUAUAAGAAUUUCAUUGUCAACUUGUUGAAGCAGCUAAAUAGCGCAAUAGAGUUGGAAGAUGCCGAGUCCAAGUAUGAGUGCUUGGCUGUCAUGAAUGACAUGGAGAAAAUGUUCGAUGCCUUUAAGUUGGAAAAGGUCAGAGAGGUGGCAGUCAGAAAAAGCAAAGACGAAGAACCAGAGGACACCGAAAACGAUCAGGAAGAAUUGCAUCCUCACAACUCGACCCCUAAUACCCAGCAGCUCGUAUCUGAUGACGAUGUGGAUUUUGACUACUCAGAUUCUGAUGUUGGCUCAAACUCUUUGUACUCGUCUACGUUAUCACAACCUCCAAUGAUCCAUUCCAUUACAAAAUCGCAUGUCGAUAGCUCUCCAAGGGUAACACGCAGAGACUCUGUCUCGUCGUUAUCAACAUCUACUUUACUUCAUAAGACCACCAUUUCUGAUGAAAUGCCAUAUUUGAUGACUGCAUUUAGCUCUGCCAAAAAUAUCGAGGAAGACAUCAGUCAUUUCCAAGAAGAAGAAAAAAUCGUUCCACAGUUUAAGAAAAGACCCGAAAAAGAAUACAGAUCCAGAGAGAAAGAAGUUGAAAAGAAGGAAAAGCACUUCUACUCUCAUAAACCGAAGUUACCGGAAAACUCUUUAUACUCCGAGAGCGUUAUACUAUCACAACCAACUCCAGGCAGUUCACCUGCUUCAUCUUAUUUAUUCUCGAACAACUCAUUACUUUCCAAACUAGGCAUAAAACCACAGGUCAUUACCACUGAUGUUCCCCAUGGUAAAGAGUUGGCAGUUACAGGCAAAUUAAAUCAACCACAACAACAGCAAAAACUACCACUUGCGAUAGAAGCCUCUGACGACGAAGAUACAAAUAAGGAGAACAAGAAACUCUUGACUCCAUUAACAAAGGCCAAUUUAGAAACUCAUACUUUCUCUAAAUUAACUCCAGAGAAUGGUUUUGCGGACUAUGUUGACUAG